UACUACUACUACAUUCGACAGUUUCGCCUAUAAAUACCUCAAUCCAAACAGUGCCUAUAAAUACCUCAAUCCAAACAGUUCUCCAAUAUAUUCCUUAACAGCUAGAUACAAGGAAAAGGGGGGGGGGGGGGUCCAUGAUGGGGAAUCACCAACUACUGUCUAAGAUGGCAACCAACGAUGAGCAUGGGGAAAAAUCUCUGUAUUUUGAUGGUUGGAAAGCAUACGAUAAUAAUCCUUUCCACCUUACCAAAAACCCUGCUGGAGUCAUCCAAAUGGGUCUUGCAGAAAACCAGCUGGCUUUUGACUUAAUUGAGGAUUGGAUCAAGAAAAACCCAGAAGCAUCCAUUUGCUCUCGAGAGGGAGUGAAGGCGUUUAGGGACGUCGCCAUUUUUCAGGAUUAUCAUGGCUUACCGGAGUUUAGAAAUGCGGUUGCGAAGUUUAUGGGAAGAGUGAGGGGUGACAAGGUGAAAUUUGAUCCGGACCGGAUAGUAAUGAGCGGUGGCGCCACCGGAGCUAAUGAGACGAUCAUGUUUUGUUUGGCCGAUCGUGGCGAUGCUUUUCUUGUUCCAACACCUCACUAUCCAGCGUUUGACAGGGACUUAAGAUGGAGAGUCGGCGCGAAGCUACUACCCGUCAUCUGCGAGAGCUCGAAUAAUUUCCAAAUCACAAAACAAGCGCUAGAAGAGGCAUAUGACAAGGCCAUGGAGGCCAAUAUAAGAGUAAAAGGCUUGAUCAUUACCAACCCAUCAAACCCACUAGGCACCAUUCUGGACAGAGCCACCCUCGAAACCUUGGUCAGUUUCAUCAACCGAAAAAAAAUACACCUCGUCUGCGACGAAAUAUACGCGGCCACCAUCUUCAGGGGCCCGGAAUUCGUCAGCAUUUCCGAAGUCGUGCAAGAAGUGGAGUGCUGCAAUAUGGAUCUCAUCCACAUUGUUUACAGCUUGUCCAAGGACAUGGGGCUCCCUGGGUUUAGGGUUGGGAUUGUUUAUUCCUACAAUGACGGAGUCGUUAGCUGCAGCCGCAAAAUGUCGAGUUUUGGGUUGGUCUCGUCGCAAACGCAGCACCUGUUGGCUUCGAUGCUGUCCGAUGAUGAUUUCGUGGGAAGGUUUCUUACCGAAAGCUCAAGUAGACUAGCAAAAAGGCACAAACUCUUCACCGAAGGGCUCCAGCAAGUGGGAAUCACCUGCUUAAACAGCAAUGCCGGCCUUUUCUGUUGGAUGGACUUACGCCCGCUGCUUAACGAACCCACCAUCGAUGCCGAAACGGCGUUAUGGCACGUGAUAAUCAGCGACGUGAAGCUCAACGUCUCUCCCGGAUCCUCCUUCCACUGUUCGGAGCCCGGGUGGUUCCGGGUUUGCUUCGCCAAUAUGGAUGACCCGACCGUCGAAGUCGCGCUGGUUAGGAUCCGGAAAUUUGUGGAUCAGAAGAAGGGCGGAGGAGAGGUGGCGCCGCCGCCGCAGAAGAAGAAGCGGUUGGAGGAAAAUCUGCGUCUGAGUUUCAAGGCGAGGAUUUAUGAUGACAGCGUGUUGUCGCCCCACUUGUUGUCUCCUCAUUCGCCGAUGGCUCACUCGCCUAUGGUUCGGGCCAGGACUUGACCAAUAAUUCAACCGCACACUCACAGUGGGUCCUGCACAUGCUACACAGUAGUGUGGAUGCGGGACUCUAACACGCACUCACAUAAGUGGUGGGUCUCGCACACGCUUCGUACCGUAGUGUGCGCGAGAUCCACUACUCAUGUGAGUAUAGACACCGUAGUGCGUGCGGAAUUUAUCACUCACGUAAGUGUGAGUUUGUAUUUAGAUGUGGUGCUAAUAAAGUUGGGACUUUAUUUUUUAUUUUUUAAAAUAA
Messenger RNA from Rhododendron vialii, 1851 nucleotides. Its product is annotated as 1-aminocyclopropane-1-carboxylate synthase-like. The record is from RefSeq and is a predicted model, not a curated record. Bases 135 to 1598 code for a protein of 487 amino acids. Gene Ontology annotation, biological process: amino acid metabolic process; biosynthetic process. Gene Ontology annotation, molecular function: pyridoxal phosphate binding; transaminase activity. The transcript is spliced from 5 exons. Lineage: Eukaryota; Viridiplantae; Streptophyta; Magnoliopsida; Ericales; Ericaceae.